CGAUCUCAUUGAAUCAAUUUCAUGGACCGCAAUAAACACUACUUCUCUCUGGUAUGAACCGUAGCGAAUGUAAUUUUAAAGUUACCUCGUCUUACCCAACUUAUUAGAUCAUUCGGUCAAGUUCACUCACCACUGAUUAAUUCCUUCACGAAAAAAACCUCUGUGGAUACAAUUUUACGAAUCUGCUUGUGAUAUGCCGUAAAAUAGUGCAAUUGUUUGACAUCAAACAAACUUGCAUAAUUUCGAGAAAAUGUUGUAUAAUAUAACCGCAAUGGAUAAAUUGCCUGUGUGCCUUAUCGAAACAAUAGUAUAAAAUGGAGUAGAAAGAACAUUUAUGGCAGUAAACAGUGAUACCUUUUGUGCAUCAGUGUUAGAAAAGAGUUUUCUUCCUACUGAAGAAAUAGUAUCCAUCAUAUGAUGUGUCGAAUUGUUGAAAUGCCCCUAUUCGUUUCCUGUACUCUCUUUGCCGCCCUAGUUAUGCCAAUGGUGCACUCAAGACCAUCCGGAGGAGAAGGAUUGAUGACUUUGAGCUUAGCAGAUACAGCUGUUGUAGAGUCGACAGUAAGAGAAGUGCGACAAGCGGUUCCCUCACAUAUAAGGGAUCUUCUACAGCCAGACACUAAAUCCGCCUACUUAGAGACGUUCGGUGACGAUGAUGACGAAAAAGGCUACCAUACAACCACCAAAGACAAAGGGCAAGAUGGGUACAAAAAACACGAGGAGUACCACAAAAAAGACAGCGACAGUUAUGGCUUCGAAAAACACACAGAAUUCGGAAAAGGGGAAAAAGGUGGAAAGUCCAGCAAACAUCACUCCAGCAAAGGUUCGCAAGGUGCGCCGUCCCAUGAAAGUUACAAAGUAGUGGAAAACGUUGAUGGGGACAAGAAGAAGUCUUUUGAAGAAUACGAAGGUGGCCAUUUUGCUGACAGUUAUCAUGAUGGUGAAUCUGAGGGCUACACUGAAUACGAAGGAGAUUCUGGACAUCUAGAAAGCGAAGGAGACGGAGAAUCGAGUCACUAUACGGCUGAUGAGUCCGAUGGUGAAUCAGAAGCAUAUACAGCUGAUGAAGAAGCGGAAGAUGACUAUUAAUUUCACAAUUCCAAGAUCAUGGUCAUUCGACUGUUUCCUUAGCAACCUUUCACUAUCGUGAAGAACUGAGUUUUGUAUCUAUACAAGAAUUAUCGAAUACUUAAUAAUAAUUGUUAUCUUUUCUGUUUAUAUUAUAUAUUUUCCAAUACCUGUAUGUUUCUUGUAAAUCAAUGAAUUUCUGAAUACAUGAGCAGGAUUUCCACUACUGGAUUUUGUGAUUCGUAUUGGAAUAUAUUGAAAAACUUUGAA
This is a messenger RNA of Coccinella septempunctata (seven-spotted ladybird), 1338 nucleotides long. RefSeq lists its product as uncharacterized. The coding region runs from base 415 to 1089 and encodes 224 amino acids. Lineage: Eukaryota; Metazoa; Arthropoda; Insecta; Coleoptera; Coccinellidae. The transcript has 5 exons. The record is from RefSeq and is a predicted model, not a curated record.